AGCUGUCCAACAUGCCGCCAUAAAUUGGGGUGACGUCUCAUGAGCAAAUCAGACGUUCGCCAGACCUGAGAGAGAUUGGCACUUGGCAGAAGAUAGAGAGGACCUAAGAAAACACAAGGGCAGAACAGGAGGAGCACGUUCAGACUGAAGCCGCUAUGACAAGUUUUCAUUCUCCCGCACUACUGCUGCCCGUCCUGCUGCUGUGGGCGGCGUGUAGUGUGUCAGACGUGCAGGCUGAUGCCAGGACAGUCAAGCUGUGCGGCCGAGAGUUCAUCCGUGCCAUCGUCUACACGUGUGGGGGCUCCAGGUGGAGGAGAUUCGGCAGUCCCCUGGAUAUGGAAGGGUUUUUGAAUGCAGAUCUAAGCAGUUCUGAGGAUCUGAGUGAGAGUCUGGGAUCUGACCUGACCAGACGAGACCUGAAUAGCGUUUGCUGUCAGAUGGGCUGCAAGAAAAGUGACCUCACAUUGCUCUGCUGAGAACUGAACCUGUGUUUUUCUAUUUGUUUCUCACCAUAUGUUUUCUUCCACAUCGGGUUCAGAUGAAUAUGAACAUCUCUAUAAGUGUACAGUCAGCUGUGAUUCACGUAACAGCUUAAUUUGCCAGUAGAUGAUACUAAUUUAUGUAAAAAGCAUGUCUAAUUUGGGAUUAGAUCAUUCUGCUUCACUUGUACUCUAAGAUGCACCAUGAAAUGUGGUUUAAUAUCAGCAGUGAAAUCACAUAGUGAGGUCCACAGCACUAAUCUUGCAUUCAAAGUGUUUAAUUGUAACUUGUAUUUGACAAUUUUGUCAAUAAACAUUAUUGCAUAUGCAUAAAAGG
Molecule: messenger RNA, 816 nt
Organism: Carassius gibelio (silver crucian carp)
Lineage: Eukaryota; Metazoa; Chordata; Actinopteri; Cypriniformes; Cyprinidae
Product: relaxin-3-like
Exons: 2
Coding region: 156-476 (106 amino acids)
Cellular component (GO): extracellular region
Molecular function (GO): hormone activity
Source: RefSeq, a predicted model, not a curated record